Chrysoperla carnea is the source of this 475-nucleotide messenger RNA. RefSeq names its product bolA-like protein 3. Bases 62 to 421 code for a protein of 119 amino acids. The transcript is spliced from 2 exons. The record is from RefSeq and is a predicted model, not a curated record. NCBI's taxonomy places the organism in Eukaryota, Metazoa, Arthropoda, Insecta, Neuroptera, Chrysopidae.
GUACUAAUUAUCGUCUAUUAACAUUUACUAGUGAAUUAAAUAAAAUAAUAUAUAAAUAAAAAUGAAUUUAGUAAAAUUUAUAACACAAAAAAUGUUCCCUAACGUACAAACCGUUCGUUUUCCAAUAAAUACCCUUUCAAAAGUUUGGUACGGUUCGAAUAAUCAUAAUAUUAGUACUGGUGGUGCAGCAUUAGAUAAAAGUAUUUUAGAUAAAUUAAAAGAACGUUUCCCGAAAGCCAGUGAUAUUAAAGUGACCGACAUUUCGGGAGGUUGUGGUGCAAUGUUUGAUAUUUAUGUGGAAUCCAGUGAUUUCAAAGGGUUAUCAAUUGUUAAACAACAUAGAAUUGUUAAUGAUUGUUUAAAAGAUCAAAUUAAAGAUAUGCAUGGUAUACGAAUUGUUACAUCAUCACCCAAGAAGUAAAAUUAAUAUACAUUAUAUAAUUUUUAAUUUAUUUAAAGUAACAAUUUUUGUUGA